Messenger RNA from Pelobates fuscus (common spadefoot toad), 1762 nucleotides. RefSeq names its product L-selectin-like. The record is from RefSeq and is a predicted model, not a curated record. NCBI's taxonomy places the organism in Eukaryota, Metazoa, Chordata, Amphibia, Anura, Pelobatidae. Gene Ontology annotation, biological process: cell adhesion. Gene Ontology annotation, molecular function: calcium ion binding. The transcript is spliced from 12 exons. Gene Ontology annotation, cellular component: membrane. Bases 65 to 1762 code for a protein of 565 amino acids.
UUCUUAAAACGCCCCAUUCACACAGAAAGCUUUACGUUUAUGCAAAAGAUCUCAAGGCAUCUUUAUGUAUUGCACUCAUUGUAGAGCAAGCACCUGCAGCUAUCGUCAUAUCGUCAGAGCAAAGCAAGACUGGAGAAACACAGUAAUGAUGGAUAAAAUUAUGUAUUGGAGGAUUCUGAAAGCAUUUCAAUUGGUUCUUCUCUGCGAUGCGGCGUUGAAUUUUCCUACUGCCACCUGCUGGACUUAUCACUACUCUUCAAAGAACAUGAAUUAUACAGAGGCCCGGAAUUAUUGCCAGAAGGAGUAUACUGAUCUCGUGGCCAUACAGAAUAAAAAAGAAAUUGAAUACCUCGAAACACACAUCCCUAGAAAUCCAACAUAUUAUUGGAUAGGAAUAAGAAAAAUUAAUGGACAUUGGACUUGGGUGGGGACCAAUAAAACACUGACCCCUGAAGCAACAAACUGGGCAAGUGGAGAGCCGAACAACCAGAAAAGCACAGAGGAUUGCGUAGAGAUAUAUAUAAAGAGGGUGAAGGAUGCAGGGAUGUGGAACGAUGAUGAUUGCAGAAAGAAGAAGAGCGCACUUUGUUACACAGCUUCAUGUGACACAACAUUAUGCGGUGACCACGGAGAAUGUGUUGAAACAAUUAACAACUACACGUGUAGCUGUGAUGACGGAUUCUAUGGCUAUCAUUGUGAACAUGUCGUACAAUGUCCAAGAAUAUCAGACACACCACAUGCAUUAAUCAGCUGUAUCCAUCCUUGGGAAAAAUUCAGUUUUACAUCAUCUUGCAAGUUUGAAUGUGAACAAGGAUAUGUACUAAAAGGAGCAGAAAAAAUUGAAUGUUUAUCAACUACAAACUGGACUGCGCCACUGCCAGUCUGCACAGCUGUUAAGUGUGAAAAUCUAACGAUUCCUCAGCAUGGCUACGUAGAUUGCGUCCACCCUCUAGCGGAGAACAGCUAUAACUCAACUUGUGAAUACAAAUGUUUCGAUGGAUGGAAAUUACAAGGUUCUAACAUAACAGCAUGUGGAAUAUCUGGUCGGUGGGUUGGGCCUACUCCAACCUGUGAAGCUGCUAAAUGUGAAUUUCUCCAGGAUCCCACACAUGGCUCAGUUGCGUGUGAGCACCCAUAUGGAGAGUUCAGCUAUGAAACAACUUGUCAUUUUGAAUGCUCAGAAGGAUGGAUAUUAAAAGGUUCUAAUGUAACAAAGUGUAGAUCCUUGGGUCAGUGGACAGAUGUAAUCCCAAAAUGUGAAGCGGUGCAAUGCAAGCCUCUAGAAAUCGCAAAAUAUGACUUCAUUAACUGUACGCAUCCUUUUGGAAAUUUUACCUUUGGGACAGUGUGUGAGUUUACCUGCAAUAAAAGUGGAAUAUUGGACGUGUCCAAUAAAACUGAAUGCCAGGCGUCAGGAGAAUGGUCGGAGGACAUAUUUCUCUGUGAAGCAUUAGGUGAGAUAACGUUCAGCUAUGCUCCUACUGGCCACAGUAAAACAGCCGUUAUCAUUGGCGGAUCAACAGCCGGAAGCAUCUUGGCUUGCACUAUCGCUGUGCUGCUUAUAAGACAAAAACUGAAAAAAGCAAGACAAAUUAACCGUGAUAUCCUCAGCCUGAGAAUGGUAGAAUGUUAUGGGUAUGGUACUUCAAGAACAUCUAGUGGGCCACAGUUGGACAACCAAGAACCAGAAUAUUCCUCAUACCAUAGGAUGGCCACAUCACAAGCUUUCCAACAAUCUUGGUUUUGGAAAAAUCCCUACUAA